Bombus impatiens (common eastern bumble bee) is the source of this 1411-nucleotide messenger RNA. RefSeq names its product gamma-glutamyl hydrolase. The record is from RefSeq and is a predicted model, not a curated record. Bases 99 to 1085 code for a protein of 328 amino acids. Gene Ontology annotation, molecular function: gamma-glutamyl-peptidase activity. Gene Ontology annotation, biological process: tetrahydrofolylpolyglutamate metabolic process. Gene Ontology annotation, cellular component: vacuole. The transcript has 8 exons. NCBI's taxonomy places the organism in Eukaryota, Metazoa, Arthropoda, Insecta, Hymenoptera, Apidae.
UAUGAGUUAUUUAUAUAGCGUGGAGCUACAACAGGAAACGCAGUAAUCAACUGAGCAUUUCUGCGUUUUCAGAAAUUCAGAAAUAUCUGCACUUUAUAAUGUUGAUAUUGUUGUUAGCGUUUAUUACGUUUGUACUUACUACUUUACAAUCUACGACAGUUCUAGGGCAGUUUAAUUUUUACAGUGAAAAUUCUACGCCAAAUAACCGUCCUAUAAUUGGUAUUUUAGCACAAGAGAAGUCUCCAGAUCAUUCCAAAAGUUAUAUUGCUGCAUCAUACGUAAAAUUUAUUGAAGGAGCCGGUGCCAGAGUUGUUCCAAUUUGGAUUGGAAGGGAUGAAUGUUAUUAUGAAGAUAUUUUAUCUAAAAUAAAUGGAGUUCUAUGGCCUGGAGGAUCUGCGUCUUUCGCUAACAGCAAUGGGGGGUAUGCAGAUGCAGGAUAUAAGAUUUACAAAAUUGCAAAAAGAAUGAAUGACAAUGGAGAUUAUUUUCCAAUACUUGGAAUAUGUUUAGGAUUUGAGUUGUUAACAUAUGUUGUUGCUGAACGUUUUCCUCAUAGGACACGCUGCAGAGCACAGACUCUACCACUUCAGUUGGAAUUUACACCAGAUUACAAAAGCGGUAGGAUGUUUUCUGAUAUUUCAGAUAAUGUUGAAGACAUAUUGAGAACUAAGAAAGUGACAUCAAACCAGCAUCUAAAUUGUGUUACGAAAUCGGGUUUACAACGUGCUGGUGUAAGCGAUAAAUUUCAAAUAUUGUCUUUGAAUCAUGAUUUAAAUAAUCUUGAAUUCAUUUCUUCGUUGGAACACAUCACUUAUCCUUUUUACGGCUUGCAAUUUCAUCCAGAGAAAAAUUUAUACGAAUGGAAAAUCGGGGAAAAAAUUCCACAUGGAAAAAAUGCUAUUGAAAUUGCACAAUAUUUUGCUAAUUUUUUCGUUAACGAAGCGCGUAAGAAUCAUCAUAUAUUUCAAAGCAGUGAGGAAGAAGCUCAGACGUUAAUUUAUAACUACUCACCAACUUACACUGCAUUGGGGGACUCUGUAUUCAUGCAAUCUUACAUAUUUGAUUUAGUGAAUACAUCAUAUUGAUAUUUGUUUAGUUAGUUCUCGGUCUGAUAAUUUUAUUGUAUAUUGUUACUAAUUAUUAUUUUGUUAUAUAUUCUAUAGAUAUUAAAAGGAAUACUAAAUUUUUUAAAAUGAAUGUAAAUUUAUUGCAGACCGAUUCUAUUAUCACUAAAUCUUCAAUUUAUGCUGAAAAUUUUAUUCAAAAUAGAAUUAAAGCAUGGGAAAUCAUUACAUGUAAAACAGGACACAUAGUGUUCACAUUUAACAUAACACCAGUGUAUAUUGUGUCACAACUGGGAUACAUAAUAUUACAAUGGUGCAUAAUAAAGUUCUAUACAUAUUUCCUUCUA